Fundulus heteroclitus (mummichog) is the source of this 1566-nucleotide messenger RNA. It is a transcript of the gene ier2b, whose product is annotated as immediate early response 2b. Bases 218 to 763 code for a protein of 181 amino acids. The transcript has a single exon. Lineage: Eukaryota; Metazoa; Chordata; Actinopteri; Cyprinodontiformes; Fundulidae. The record is from RefSeq and is a predicted model, not a curated record.
UCAUAGAGGAAAUAAAACGCCGCCCUACUACUCGCGUACUCUCAUUUCUCCGAGCACAACAGCUGGUGAUCAACAGAAGACCGAGCUGAUAAAUAGAUUAGAAACUAGAAACCAGAAACUAAAGUCAUAUUUAGGGGAGAAACAGCUCCUCGUCGCCUUCGCUCAAAGUGCCAAAACGACCGUGCGUAAUUACGCGAAAACAACAACAACAACAACAAUGAGUGCCACAACAGCAAUGGAAGUUAACAUCGAAGCCAGACGGAUACUGGCCGUGUCGAUCAGUAAGCUGUACGCCUCUCGGUCUCAGAGAGGUGGACUGAGACUUCACCGGAGCCUCCUGCUGUCCCUGGUCAUGAAAUCAGCCCGGGACAUCUAUCACUCCUCUCGGGAGAGCGACGCGCCGAGCGAAGCGCAGUCACCACCGGAGGAGCCGAUGGACACCAGCUCCAGCCCGGAGCUGCCGGAGCCUCAGCCGGAGCCCCUCUCGGAAAGAAACUCCUCAGAGACUGCCGUGAAGGAAUCGGACAGUGAGGAGGAAGAUUACGAAUCUGACACCACCGAGGACAAAGAGAACCUGAGCCCGGCGAGGCAGUCCAGGAAACGCCGGGGCAAGGCGUCUGCGGCGCCUGACUUCCUUCCCAACAAGAGGGCGAGGCUGGAGCCAGGGGAAGAGAGGUAUGCGGCUCCGGUGGCCAGCUGUCGCGUCGGGGCCGGGGAGUCCCUGACCACUCUGUCUCUAAAUCAAGUCAUACCUGCUUUCUGAACGGAGAAAAGGACACGAUCGCCCUUUAUUGGACUUAUUAAAGUGGAGUGAUUCUCAACUCCUCAUACUACUUAAGCACCUGGGAGCUGACCUACAUCGGCAGUCUCGGAAACAAAAGGAUUACAGGUGCCACGGACCGAGCUCUCGGACCGAACUCGGCGUGCCUGUUGGGGCAGGUAAAGCCCCAAGCAGAAGAAGGAAAAGAAGGAGGAAGGGGCCAGAUGGCUGGAAAGUUUAUGGAAGAAACUGAAGGAGGAAGUGGUUGUGUUGCCUCUUGUUUCCAUAUGACUCAUCUUCAGUUCAAUGACUGCAAACAAGUGACAACUGCUGAGUCAGAAUGUCGGUUUGUGAAUCAGCAGCGUUGAUCAGAGAGCAGAAGUGGUAAACAGUUGACCACAGGUCAACACAUGCAGAAACUCAGAAGAUGGAGCACGAGCUUCAGGGAGUUUCCUGUCUUCAUGACAAGAAAUCCGACUCAAACACUGAAAGAGGAAGGACAGCCGAGGCAGACGCCAUACACUCACACAUUCAGCUGCUCUUGUGGACUUUGUCAAAUCAAUACUACUGCUGCCGGGCUGUCCUACAUACUGCGUUCACAUGGUGCUUUGAUAAACAGGUUUGUGCACAUGGCACUUUAGAAGCCUGUCCAUUUUGGACAUUGUGUGUUUUUUUUUACUGUGAUUCGUCUUGUUCAUGUCUGACCUGUGAAAUUUCAUUACCUCACAUGUCAAGCUGUUUGAUCAUUGUUUUUUGUGACGGAAUCAAUGUGGUCAAGGUUUUUAAUAAACUUGUUGAAAAAUGAA